Messenger RNA from Nicotiana tabacum (common tobacco), 663 nucleotides. The record is from RefSeq and is a predicted model, not a curated record. NCBI's taxonomy places the organism in Eukaryota, Viridiplantae, Streptophyta, Magnoliopsida, Solanales, Solanaceae.
AUGACAAAAGGAAAGGUAGACAUGAUGAGUCAAGUGAAGGAGCCAAAUGAAGAUAACGCUGCCUCAUCAUCAACAGAACCAAGCAUUUCAAUUACAAUCACUGAAGCCGAAGAAAGAGUGGUUGAUGCAGUUCAGGGAACUCCACUGGUUUAUGUUGAUGAUAUCAUUUUUGGAGCAACAACUGACUCUCUGUGUGAAGAAUUCGCAAAACUUAUGGGAAGCAAAUUUGAAAUGAGCAUGAUGGGGGAAUUAAACUUCUUCCUGGGCCUUCAAGUAAAACAGUCCCCAAAGGAUACUUCCAUUUGUCUACAAAAAUACAUCAAGAAACUCUUAAACAGGUUUGACAUAGAAGUAUCAAAAGUGAUAGACACUCCCACUGCAACUGCCACUCGACUGGACAUGGAUGAAACUAGAUCUCCUGUGAAUCAAACAAUGUAUAGAGGCAUCAUUGGGUCUCUCCUCUAUCUCACUGCCAGUCGACCUGAUAUUGUCUUUAGCGUAGGGCUAUACUAUGCAGGCUAUUUUGUGGACAGAAAAAGCACUUCUGGGAUGGCUCACUUCUUAAGAUCAUGUCUUAUCUCUUGGGGGACAAGGAAACAAAAUUCAGUGGCUCUUUCAACAGCUGAAGCUGAAUAUGUAGCUGCAGCAUCCUACUGUGCUUAG